GUACACUUGUUCUCUGAGAUCUGCAAUUCAGUGUAAGAUUCUUUAAAUGCAUUUCCAGAAUUCUCCAAAUGCUAAUUGGCUUGUCAUACUCUGGGGUCUCUCCUGCCCCCCUACUGCAGCGCUGAGCCUUUCGCUGCGUUUCGUUCCUCGCCUGGUCAGACUACGUGGUGCCAUUCGCGUUUUAUUCGUCUUGCUGUUAUCAUUAUUCUCAUUUUUUUCUUUUGCUUCGACUCCCACUUCGUGCUACAGGGGGCACUGUGGAAAGCUUCUUCUCCUGAUCGCUAAAUGUCAGCUCAAUCCCAAAAAUCGUGUCGAUCGCGUGCGCCGCACAUCCAGCCCCGACUGCAUCGCCCCGCUCGCUAGCACAAGUUAAACAAGCCUUGGAGCGGCGAGUCCUGGCAGGCAGCUCGCUGACGAGGCACCGGAGCGCUCGGCGCGGUCUCAAGGCACUCAUGGAUCUCUUAACUUCAGGCGACGCCUUUGACAAACUGCUCUUGAAAGACUAGGAGGAUUGUGGGGUACCUGCAGCCGCUGCCCCGCCUACCCUCAACUUGUUCACCUUUGGAACUCAGCGGAGGACAACAUGCAGGGUCGGGAGCCGAGAGCGACUUAUCCAAGUAGAAAACUGCGGUAGAGAGCGCAACUUUAGCGAAGUGGAUCCGCGCGGGCUUGACGUUACCGGCGGCUCAUUCCGACGCAGCCUGGAUAUCGUUUAUGACUGAUAUUUUCUCUUUGUUUGGAAAGUCCUUUUAAAAUUUUUAUUUCUUUUACUUUUAUGAGAUAUGUCCGGAGUUUGUUUUUGGCAGCUUUUGAACAUUGUUUGCUGCUGCAUUUUGGUCCGCGUCCAGGCUGACUCGGACCCCGGCAUUACGGCGGAGGAGCAGAUCUACCUGCUUUUCCAUGCUAAGCUCCAGUGUGACCUGAACAUCUCAACAGAGAGCUCCAAAGAUAGUCCUUGUCCUCCAGGCUGGGAUGGCUUGAUUUGCUGGCCAAGGGGCUCUCCAGGAGAGGUGACAAGUGUCCUCUGUCCAACUUACGUCUACGACUUCAACCACAAUGGCUAUGCCCACAAAAGAUGUGAUGUCAGUGGCUCUUGGGACCUCAACCAGACUUGGACAAAUUAUUCGGAGUGUUUACGCUUUCUUCAGCCAAGGAAUGAAGACAGGAAGCAAGAUUUCUUUGACCGUCUGUACAUCAUGUACACCAUUGGGUACUCAGUGUCAUUCUGCUCCCUCUUGGUGGCCAUCUUCAUCAUUGGUUAUUUCAGAAGGCUCCACUGCACAAGGAACUACAUCCACAUGCACCUGUUUGUGUCCUUCAUGUUACGAGCCGUCAGCAUCAUUGUCAAAGACAAGGUGGUCCACGCCAGCAGCGGUCUGCAGGAGCUCGAUUCAUUUUUGAUGAGCGACAUGAGGAACAAUUCCUUUGCCCCACUAGUGGACAAGAGCCAAUACAUCGGGUGCAAGAUCACAGUUUUCCUGUUCAUCUACUUCCUGACCACCAACUACUACUGGAUUCUUGUGGAAGGCCUCUACCUCCAUAGCCUCAUCUUCAUGGCUUUCUUUUCUGAUACUAAAUACCUCUGGGGAUUCACUCUGAUCGGCUGGGGUGUACCAGCUGUCUUUGUGGCAGCAUGGGCAGUCGUCAGGGCAACGCUGGCAGAUGCCAGGUGUUGGGAUCUCAGUGCCGGCAACAUAAAAUGGAUUUACCAGGCGCCAAUUUUAAUCGCCAUCGGGUUGAAUUUCAUCCUGUUUCUGAAUAUUGUUAGAGUGCUUGCCACGAAAAUUCGGGAAACCAACGCAGGACGAUACGAUACAAGGAAGCAGUACAGGAAGCUGGCCAAAUCGACGUUUGUGCUGGUAUUAGUGUUUGGCGUUCACUACAUCGUGUUUGUGGGGAUGCGGCACACCUUUCAGGGCACGGGAUGGGAGCUGCGAAUGUACAUCGAGCUGUUCUUCAACUCCUUUCAGGGAUUUUUUGUGUCCAUCAUCUACUGCUAUUGCAACGGAGAGGUCCAGACGGAAAUCAAAAAGACUUGGACUCGCUGGAAUCUGGCAUUCGACUGGAAACGAACCACAAACUGCGGUAGCUACCGUUACGGCUCCGUCCUCACCAACCUGAACCACAGCACCAGCAGCCAGUCUCAGCUAGCUGGCACUUCCCGGACGGCCCUCUUCUCCAGCAGGGUGUACCGCAGCGGGACCAAAGUCAUCAACAGCCACACCACCUUACCUGGAUACGUCCUCAGCAACUCGGACGCCGAGAGCCAGCCGGCUUCGAUCCCCGAGGAGAUGGACGAAAACCAGGUGGAUGACAUCUCCUUGAAAGAAUCACUCCAGCCAAUGCUGAGCCACCACCCUGUGGCUGAGGACAGCGAAGAAACUCUAUGAGCCUUCCUUCAGGCCGGCAGGGCUACGGGUACGAGGGGCAGCCCGGCCUUUGACGGGAUCACAGUGGCAGAUCCCAGCAUGAGAACCACAGCCACUGUGGCAGGGGAUCGAGUGGCAAUGGAGACUCGUGCAGAUGAAAAGCACCAAGUUUGCUUUCUUUGAUGAGUGGAGCACCAGGCUACUCCUCCAUAGAAGCACCCAUGUGUUUUAACUGGGGCUUCUGUCUACAACAGUAUGGCACAAUUUGAUACGACUUCAGUCCACAUUUAUAUUCUUGGAUUGGCUUGGCACUAAGGGCUGCGUUUAUAUGUCAUCAUCGUCGUCAUCAUCAUCACUGUGUAAAUCUAGCUGGGCAUGAACUGCUGUUUUUUUAUGUGAGUACGGACUAGCGGUAUUUUGGUUUGUAUUUCCAAUUUUGACUCUCCCUAUUUAUGCAUCGACUUGUUUAGAUGGCAGCAGUGCCCACUCUGCCACCCCAGGGUUAGAUCAGGUGAGACCAAACACUGGGCGAUUGGGAAACUGGCAGCACUGGAAUCCGCUGCACAACUCUGGAUCCAUUGGAUCACUCAGGCUGGAGAAAGCACAUUUAUGUUGCAUUCAUUUAUUUGCUUAUUUAUUGAUUGCUUUUAUACAGCUUUUAAAAUGUUGGUUAAUUUAAAAUAGUCUGAUAAAACGAAUGUUUCCGUUUUUUAAUAUUGAUUUUUGUAAGUCCUCAAUUAAUAUGAAUGAACAGAUACAAAUAAAAAUAAAAGUCACCGCAACUUGGA
This is a messenger RNA of Polypterus senegalus (gray bichir), 3157 nucleotides long. RefSeq names its product parathyroid hormone 2 receptor a (gene pth2ra). Gene Ontology annotation, molecular function: parathyroid hormone receptor activity; peptide hormone binding; G protein-coupled peptide receptor activity. The transcript has 13 exons. Gene Ontology annotation, biological process: cell surface receptor signaling pathway; adenylate cyclase-modulating G protein-coupled receptor signaling pathway. Gene Ontology annotation, cellular component: plasma membrane. Lineage: Eukaryota; Metazoa; Chordata; Cladistia; Polypteriformes; Polypteridae. Bases 783 to 2390 code for a protein of 535 amino acids. The record is from RefSeq and is a predicted model, not a curated record.